Molecule: messenger RNA, 741 nt
Organism: Nicotiana tabacum (common tobacco)
Lineage: Eukaryota; Viridiplantae; Streptophyta; Magnoliopsida; Solanales; Solanaceae
Source: RefSeq, a predicted model, not a curated record
AUGGAAGAUUUGUCGGAUGUGAUUGUGAGGAGUGUCUGGGGAGGUAGUUGGGUAAAAUAUGACUGGGUUCCAGCAGUGGGAAGUGCCGCGGGCAUUCUUCUAAUAUGGGAUGAUAGAAGCUUGGAGGAUUUCGAUGACAAGGUGAAAGAAUGGUGGACAAGCUACGGGGUAUCAGGGACACCUUCAUUCCAUCUUUCGAAGAAACUUAAAUUGCUCAAGGGAGAUAUUAUUAGGUGGAAUAAGGAGGUUUUUGGGAGGGUAGAGGUUAAAAUGAGGGAGCUUAUGCAUGAAUUAGGGGAUCUAGAGAGAGGGGAAUGGGCGAGGGAGUUAGAUGAAUCUGAGAAAGAGAGAUUGGGGGAGGUUAAGAGGGAUAUAGUCGAGUUAGCAAUAGCUCAGGAGACCAGUUGGUGGCAAAAAUCGAGGGCGCUAUGGUUAAAGGAAGGGGAUUCGAAUACCAAAUUUUUCCACAGGGUGGCAGUUGCAAAUCGAAGGAGAAACUUCAUAGAGUCCUUAGUUGUGGAUGGGGUGAGGAUUGAGCGAGAGGAGGAGGUAAAAGGGGCGAUAGUGGGUUUUUAUGAGAACUUAUACAAAGAGGAAGUUAGUUGGAGGCCGACUUUGGGGGGAAUAGAGUUCAACCACAUAGGGGAGGGAGACAGUAAGUGGCUAGAAAGGGCUUUCGAGGAGGAGGAAGUGCACGAGGCUGUGUCGAGUUGUGCUGGUGAUAAGGUCCCCCGGCCUUGA